Molecule: messenger RNA, 834 nt
Organism: Castor canadensis (American beaver)
Lineage: Eukaryota; Metazoa; Chordata; Mammalia; Rodentia; Castoridae
Gene: Sdhd
Product: succinate dehydrogenase complex subunit D
Biological process (GO): tricarboxylic acid cycle; mitochondrial electron transport, succinate to ubiquinone
Cellular component (GO): membrane; respiratory chain complex II (succinate dehydrogenase); mitochondrial envelope
Molecular function (GO): heme binding; ubiquinone binding
Source: RefSeq, a predicted model, not a curated record
CUUGUUUUCUUCCCCGCCGGGUGGCAGUUGAUGCAGAACUACUUCCGGGUUGGCGGAUGACCUUGAUCCCUCCGAGGCAGGAUGGCUGUUCUGUCACGGCUGAGCGUCCUUUGCGGUGCCCAGGGACGCCGAGCUCUGUUCCUCCGAGCACCAGUGGUCAGACCUGCUUAUGUCUCAGCAUUUCUGCAGGACCAACCUACCCCAGGAUCCCCAGGAUGGUGUGGCACACGGCACAUUCACCUGUCACCAAGCCGCCAUGCAGGUUUCAAGGCUGCAACUCUCCAUUGGACUGGUGAGAAGGUUGUUGCCUGUUUACUCUUGGGCUUAUUGCCAACUGCUUAUUUUAAUCCUUGCUCUGCGGUGGACUACUCCCUGGCUGCAGUCCUCUCUCUCCAUAGUCACUGGGGCCUUGGACAAGUUGUUACUGACUAUGUUCACGGGGAUACGCUGCAGAAAGCUGCCAAGGCGGGCCUUUGGGUGCUCUCAGCUUUAACCUUUGCUGGGCUUUGUUAUUUCAACUAUCAUGAUGUGGGCAUCACCAGAGCCGUUGCCAUGUUGUGGAAGCUCUGACCAUUUUGACUUAAUACCUUUAGUGAUUGUACGCCUCUCUGCCUCUGCUCUGUGUACUGUUCAGCUCCCAAUAAAGAGAAUAUAACAGAUAUGUCCAUUGGUGGAUAAACCUCCUAAUCACAUGAUUACUUGGAGAAUUUAAUUGUUGAGGAAUUCUAUCCAAGGAAUUGUGAAACUGAGUUCUGUAUUCGGGUGAGUUAAUGGGUAGGACUUACAAUAUAACUAAACGUUACAUAUGAGCUUCUUUUUUUUUUUUUUGCCUUU